This is a messenger RNA of Colletotrichum chrysophilum, 333 nucleotides long. RefSeq lists its product as uncharacterized. Lineage: Eukaryota; Fungi; Ascomycota; Sordariomycetes; Glomerellales; Glomerellaceae. The transcript has 3 exons. The record is from RefSeq and is a predicted model, not a curated record. The coding region runs from base 1 to 333 and encodes 110 amino acids.
AUGGCUCACACCCAAAAGAAGGAGAUCAAACGCCUAGAGCGUGCGCGAGAGAAGGCCGAGCAGGAGAUUCACGAGGCUCUUGCUCGUAAAGAUGCAGAAGCUCAGGAACGUGCCAUGAAGGAAUUUGAGAUGCUACAAGCAGGUUUGAACCCUGCGUUGUCUUCAAUAACCGCGGCGCCAUCGUCUUCAUCUUCGACACGUGAAAAUGAGGCCGAUUCUGGGUCUAUCACGGCAAAGGUUGGCUCGAAAAGGAAGUUUGUCUUGGAUCAAGAAGAGCUGGAGAGAAUAGCGGAGGGUGAUCGCAACAAAGCCAAGAAGUCAAUUGAACCAUAA